CUGCUAUUUCAGGGUUUAUUCUACAUAUUAUCUUUCGUGACAGCGGGACUUUUUCGCUUAGUCCUUCAUUGGAAACAGAAAUGGCAUAUCCGAUUCCGUGCCACGCGUUCUACAUUUGCUUUUGCUGAUUUUGUAUAUAUCGUGGAUGACCAUAAUGUUGAAGAAUUUCAUCCGAUCAAAACCACUCGUAGAAGUUUUCGUGGUCCUCCUUUGCUGGUACCUCAUGAGGAUGGAUCAAUGCGAGAAGUUGAUGAAGUGAGAUGGUUUAUUUACCGGAAGCUGCACUACAUUUGGGUCGAGAAAGUGAAGAAGAUCAUUGAUGAUGACGAAAGAGAUGGCCAUUGGGUGACGCCUGGUGAUGUAUUUAGUCAACAUUAA
Molecule: messenger RNA, 378 nt
Organism: Cooperia oncophora
Lineage: Eukaryota; Metazoa; Nematoda; Chromadorea; Rhabditida; Trichostrongylidae
Source: the annotation of a GenBank genome assembly